AUGUUUUUCGAAGGCGAUCUACAAAGCGGAAUAUCUCAGGCGAUUCAACAGCACAAGCUGGUCGCCUGCCUCGUCAGACAAGAUGACAACGAAACAAGCCAGAAGUGGGAACACGAAUGGCUGACCGCCCCCGUUGAUCCUUCUUCGAGCUCAGGUGAACAACCGACGUUGGGAGAGCAGCUAGGCGAGAUUGCAGUCCUACUUCGUAUCAAUGCUGGUUCUGUGGAAGCCGGAUUCUUGGGCGCCUUCUGUACUAUCGAGUCUAUCCCGAAGCUGUUGGUCAUUAAAGCAGGUUCUGUUGUUGAGAACAUUGAUGCCGAUGUCAAUGAAGAAGAAUUCCGCAAGCGUAUCAAUGCUCUGUCACAGCCUUCAACACAACAACAGCUGCCGCAAACAUCAAACCCGAUCCCUCAAAAUGCAGACUCGGCCACUGCGGACAUCAGCCAAGUCCUGGCAAAUGUUCCUCUCAUCGGCGAACGAGGAACAACGCUACGAGAAUCAGAUACAGCGCCCCGAGGGACUGCGGAAACGAAUGUGCCCAUACCAGCGCCCACCGCUCAAGGCAACAAUCAAACCAUGCAACAAUUCUUGACCGAACGCGGCACACGUUUGGAAGCCGAACGCAAGAAGCAAGAGGAGGCGGAAAAGGAAACUCGUAAGGCUACAGCAAAGGCCCGGAAAGAGGCUGCUGAGAAACAAGCUGCAGAAUCAUCGUCACUGCCUCAGAACAAGCAAGACUGGGCUGACCAGCAGCGGAAUCGUAACAAAGAGGCUCGAGUGGAGAGGGAGAGAAUACUCAAGUCAAUAGAGUCUGACAAGGCUGCAAGGAAAGAGAAGGAACGACAAAGACGACUUGCAGCUCAGGGCGAACCAUCCACAGCAGCCACGCAGCAACCGGCUCCGGCUACGGCUACGGCGGCUUCUGGACGAAACUCCAGUGUUUGCAAUCUCCAGAUCAGACUGUUCGACGGCAGUUCGCUACGGACAAAGUUCGACCCCUCGGCAACCCUGGCGACUUCGGUCAGGACAUACAUCUCUCAGAACUCACAGACGGACAUUCCAUACGAGUUCCGUCAGAUAUUGCUUCCCAAUCCCAGCCGUAACAUCUCAGUCGGCGAGGAGGGUGAGUCGCUCAGGUCGCUAGGACUGACCCCAAGCGCAACUCUAGUCUUGGUACCAGUCAAAGGCUAUACAGACGCUUACGCCGGCACUGGUAGUGGCCUGGUCUCCAAGGGGUUCAAUGCCGGAUUCGGUCUUUUGUCCGGUGCGGCAAACAUGCUCGGAAGCGCCGUGGGUGGUGUUAUGGGCUACGCAUCAGGAACGAACGACCGACCAGGGCCCUACGUGGCCGGUACGGGAGAUGAGAGCGAGCCUCGUACUAAUGUAGACGCGGAUCGAACGGCCAACAGAUCAGCAAGCAUCAACAUUCGCACACUUGGUGACCAGAGACGGGAUACAGAACAGAACACGGAAUUGUACAACGGCAACCAGCUGAACUUUGAGCCUCGCAAGAAGAAGGAUGGUCAGGACACCAAGGACAAUUAA
Molecule: messenger RNA, 1545 nt
Organism: Aureobasidium subglaciale EXF-2481
Lineage: Eukaryota; Fungi; Ascomycota; Dothideomycetes; Dothideales; Saccotheciaceae
Exons: 3
Coding region: 1-1545 (514 amino acids)
Molecular function (GO): protein binding
Source: RefSeq, a predicted model, not a curated record